This is a messenger RNA of Panicum hallii, 2922 nucleotides long. RefSeq names its product pentatricopeptide repeat-containing protein At4g04790, mitochondrial-like. Gene Ontology annotation, molecular function: protein binding. The record is from RefSeq and is a predicted model, not a curated record. The transcript has 16 exons. The coding region runs from base 140 to 2845 and encodes 901 amino acids. Lineage: Eukaryota; Viridiplantae; Streptophyta; Magnoliopsida; Poales; Poaceae.
CGGACCCAUUUGGGUCGUCCAACCGCAACGGCCCAUCUCCACAUCACCGAGCCGCUCCCACGUUCGCGCCCGCCGGAAUCGGCCGCCGCAUCACGCACCGGCGGCGGCGGCGUCUUCUCCGACCGCCGCACCGGCACCCAUGUGGAAGCGCCUCCUGGAGACGACCAAGCAGGCCGCCUCCUCCGCCUCCAAGUCGGCCAUCACCGCCGCCGUCGCCCCCAAGCCCGCGACCUCCGCCUCCGCCUCCGCCUCCGCGUCCAAGGGCGACACUGCGGUCGCUGCCCCGAAGCUCUGCACCCUAAAGAGGCCCUUCUCCGGCCGCCGCGCCGCCGUCACCCCAGCCACCGCCGUCACGCGGGCCUCCCUCCUGCGGCUCAAGCAGGCUGCGGCCUCGAAGAAGACCACCUUGCCGUCCUCCCUCAUCCAAGCUCACGCCCACGCCCUAGACGAGGAUGAUGCCCCUGAGGCUCUCACCAAGGCGCUCAUGUCCGUCCUAGAUGUUCAAUGCUCAGGGCCUGAUGACGCGGAAGAGGCGACGCCCUCCGAAGCACCAGUGGACUCGGAAGAUACUGGGGAGGUUGCUACUAGCAACAACAUACUGGACUUUGAGUGGUUCAAGUCACCGCCAUCGGGGGACCCACUGAUGCAUUGGAGGAGGGAGGUGGCAAGGGAGAAGAAGAAACAGUACAUAUUCAAAAACGUCGAGAGCCGCCGCUACACGAAGCUGAUGCAGUUGUGCGCUAAUAAGCUUGGCACAGAGUCGACGAUUGAAUUUUUUGGAAAGCUGGGGAGGGAAACAGGGGUCAGGGAGUUCAAUUCAUUGAUUAGGCUUUGUCUAGACAAGGCGAGGGCUUGCAAGGAUGUUGACUCCGCCGUGGAGUAUAUUUACAGGGCUUACCACCUUUUUGAGACCAUGAGAGAUAAGGGGUUUACUAUUGAGCAAGAUGUUUAUGGCCCAUUCCUCUUGUAUCUUGUCGAUGUGGGGUUGUUGGAGGAAUUUGAGAUGUUCACUGCAUUCUUUAAGGAUGUGAAUCCACAGUCCUUCUCUAGAAUAGCUUAUUAUGAGAUGUUGCUUUGUAUUAGAGUUCAAGAUGAAGAAAAAAUUCAAGAACUUUGUCACUCUGUUGAAGACUACAACAAGGAAGCUCACUAUGACAUAGCAGAAAGUUACAUGUUAGCCUUUGCUGAAAGCGGCAGAAAGGAAGAUCUGAUCGCCUUGUUGGAUUUGCUUGAUCUAAUGAAAGUUUCAGGCUCAAAGUACAUAUCUAAUAUAUUCAAAUCAUUGGGUAGGCUAGAACUAGAGAACUAUGCUGAUAAACUUCUUCAGGGGAUGAGGUCAAAAGGAUGUGCUGAUGGAACCAUUUCACUCUUAAUUUUGGACUAUGCCGCAAAUAUACCGAACAUAAUGGUUGAAGACAUGUUAGUGGCAUUUCAUAAAUGGCAUGAUAAAUUUGAGGUAGCACCCUCUAUUGCUGCAUACAACAAGAUCAUCUCUAGAUGUUGCAAUUCAUUAAAGAUUAGCUUAGCUCUUGAUGUAGCUGACAGCAUGUGUAAAUCCGGUUCCAAUGUGCCAAUUGAGUCGUUUCACCCAAUCAUAGAUGCUUGUGAACAAGCAGGCGAACUUCACAUGGCCCGCCCCAUGUAUGAUUUGAUCCGUCACCACAAUUUGAAAUUGAAAAGCGAAACAUUCAGAAGCAUGAUAAGUUUAUUUGUAAAAAUGAAAGAUUUUGAAGGUGCUUACAAUAUACUCACAGAUGCUGAAGAAUCUGGGGAGAUAUCAACUGUAAGCCUGUAUAAUGUUAUAAUGCUCGGAUAUUAUAGGGAGAAAAACUACAAUGGAGCACAAAUGGUCAUGUCUCAAAUGCAGAUUGCUGGAGUAAAACCAGAUUCUGAAACAUUCAGUUAUUUGAUAGUGAACUGUGAGUCUGAAGAGAACAUUGCUAAGUAUCAUGACCAAUUACGGCAAGAUGGAAUUCAAAUUACUAAACAUAUAUAUAUGGCACUCAUUAAUGCAUACACAAGACUUGGGAAUUUUGAUAUGGCCAAGCAGGUUCUACUGGAUAAGGAAAUACCACGUAAGCUCCUCAGUGACAUCAAGAGUGCACUUGUAGGAGCGCUGGCAUCAAAUGGCCAGGUAUUGGAUGCACUUCGCAUGUAUGACGAUAUAAAGCAAUCUGGAGGCUCGCUAGAGCCAAAGGCUGCCAUUGCCCUGAUUGAUCAUAUUCGAACAGAAGGUGAACUGGAUAGAAUGCAUCAACUUCUUGAUGAGCUGAAUGACUCAAGCUGCUGGUUUGACGGGUGUGGCAGAGCUGUUCUGUACUGUGUUCAGCACAACUACCCUGAUGCUGCGAUUGAUUUACUUAAGCAGCUCAAGGAGAAAGACGAAAUGAGUACCUAUAUGGUUGUUGAUCAGGUUUUUUGCCAAAUAUGGGAAAUGGAGAUCACAAAUUUGGAUCUUGGAAUGGUGCUUCUCCAUGCUGUCAAAGAGCUCAGACUUAAUGUUUCUCGGACAAGCCUUGAUUUUCUUCUCAGUGCAUGUGUAAAGUCAAAGAAUUCACAGCGUGCCCAGCAGAUCUGGUCAGAAUAUGAAUCUGCUGGUCUUUUACACAACGUGCUGACUUCCUUGAGGAUGUAUCAGGCUCUUCUUUCAUCCGGGGGACGGAAGGCAGCUGAGAAGUUGCUGAAAAAGAUAUCAAAGAAGGACGAACAUGUGCGCUACAUAAUAGGAGCUUGUCGUAUAACAUACUGCAGUGAGGAUUUGAAGCCUUCUGCUACCAUUAGGUUUGGUUUGGAAAACAGAUCUAGUUCAAAACAAAUAGCUGCAAAUGAGGGGGCGGAGGGGUAAGAGAUCUAUUUAUUUUUACCCCUCCAGUUCCAUGAAAUACCGAAAUGAAAUGAAAUCAAUUCUUUUGCUCAGGCAAA